Messenger RNA from Aspergillus vadensis CBS 113365, 761 nucleotides. RefSeq lists its product as uncharacterized. Lineage: Eukaryota; Fungi; Ascomycota; Eurotiomycetes; Eurotiales; Aspergillaceae. Bases 218 to 589 code for a protein of 123 amino acids. The record is from RefSeq and is a predicted model, not a curated record. The transcript has a single exon.
CACCAAAUCCACACCGACUCAAACCCUCUUCAGCGCGGCCGGUCUUUGGGCACGAAUUGCUUCUUGGUGGAUCUAGAUUCGACCGUUUAAACUUCCGGCACAUUUGAUCUCUCGCUUUCUUUUCUCAUUUUGUGAAAUUUACUUUUUCUGCACUGCCUCCCAUCCACCAACUCAUCACACUACCCGCUUCUCUGCCCUCUACACCCCCUCAUUCAAGAUGUGCCGCCAGUACUUUAUGGUCUAUGAAUGGUGCCGGUGUGAAGAAGACGCCGGCCAACAGCUCUGUUCCUCGCGCAACAAUGAGAACAAUUACUGCCCCGAAACGUCCAUUCAGUUGGUCCACAUGCACUGUUUCUGCUACGGACACGCAACUCACGGCUUCAAGUCGGAGCGCAAGUUGCGCAAGCAGGAGCGCAAACAGGAUCGCAAACGCUUCUCAAUGCUGAGCUUUACAGACAAAAGCGACAGGAGCGACAGGAGCGACAGGAGCGAGCCCAGUGCGUCCAGCGAGUCCAGCGAGCAAAGCUUACCGACUCCACGGAAGAAGCGAUGGUCCUUGUUCGCUAGCUUACGGUCGCGGACCUUUUAAGCUGCCUUUGACGUGGCCGAGUGUGUUUUUUGCAAUCGUUUUAUUUUCCUUUGUGAAUUGGGGUAUUCUGUGAAUCAUCAGCACCGGUGUUUGGAUGCAUGGAUCAUCUUUCUCCUUUGGGUGGGUUCGGUUCGGGCGUUUCUCGGGGUUUAUCGUCUUUUUGCUUUUCAUG